Molecule: messenger RNA, 831 nt
Organism: Cadophora gregata
Lineage: Eukaryota; Fungi; Ascomycota; Leotiomycetes; Helotiales; Ploettnerulaceae
Exons: 1
Coding region: 1-831 (276 amino acids)
Biological process (GO): thiamine diphosphate biosynthetic process; thiamine metabolic process
Molecular function (GO): ATP binding; thiamine binding; thiamine diphosphokinase activity
Source: RefSeq, a predicted model, not a curated record
AUGCAAGAACCUCCAGUACGAACGUAUCAAAACGGAAUAUCUCAUCCGAUGACAGAAGUCCAGGAUUCAGUGACCGAAUGGCAACCAGCAGAUAUCUUCUCAGCCACGCCCAAGAAUCAUAAACCUUUCGCCAUCCUCAUCUUGAACCAAGCCCUCCGUCUACCAGCAGCAGUGUACUCCAGACUGUGGGCCAGUUCAAUAUUCAAAGUGGCCGCUGACGGAGGCGCUAACCGUCUUCAUGAUCUUAACACCGAAAAUGGAAUCAAUUUGAGCGUCGAUGCCGUGAUAGGCGACUUGGACUCUCUGCUCUCCGAGACACGGAAGUACUGGGAAUCGAAAGAUGUCCCCGUGAUCCAUGAUCCGGAUCAGUAUUCCACAGAUUUCGGGAAAGCUGUCAAGUACAUACGGUCUUCUCCCUCCAGGGAGACGAUAGAUAUCGUGGUGAUCGGUGGUCUUGGAGGGCGAGUCGAUCAGGGCAUGGCAACGUUGUCUCAUCUAUACACUUUCCAGCCUGAUCCAAGUUAUGGCUCUGGGCGGAUGUAUCUACUCUCCAGCGAAUCUAUCACGUUUGUCCUGAAAAUGGGGACGCAUAAGAUUCAAGCUAAGGAGGGGUUUGAUGGCAUCAAGUUGGGGAUGCAUGUGGGCAUAAUUCCUCUGAAGGAGCCGGCUGUUAUCUCGACGAAGGGCUUGGAAUGGGAUGUGCAGAAUUGGGCAACUGAGGUUGGAGGUCAGAUGAGUACGAGUAACCAUGUGAAAGAAGAUCUGGUCAUUGUAGAAACGUCGAAGGACGUCCUAUUUACAAUUGAUCUGGAUACUCCUGGGAGUGUUUGA